UGUGUGGGGCAGAACACAUCGGAUGCCCCGCCGGGGCCUGGUGGUGCAGCAGGCCGGGGGGCCACUGCCCACCCCACGGCUGGCUACCUCCCUGACUUCCUCACCCCGCCACAGCCCCCCUCUGGCUUCUCCUUCUCCUGCCCCCGGCAGCUCAAAGUGCCCUCUUACUUGGGCUACCGGUUCCUGGGGGAGCGGGACUGCGGGGCUCCCUGUGAGCCAGCCCGGCCCAACGGGCUCAUGUACUUCAAGGAGGCGGAGGUGCGAUUUGCCCGGCUGUGGGUGGGCGUGUGGUCUGUGCUCUGCUGCGCCUCAACCCUCUUCACUGUGCUGACCUACCUGGUGGACAUGCGCCGCUUCAGCUACCCAGAGCGGCCCAUCAUCUUCCUCUCUGGCUGCUACUUCAUGGUGGCAGUGGCCUAUGCGGCAGGUUUCUUGCUGGAGGAACGAGUGGUGUGUCUGGAGCGCUUCUCUGAGGACGGCUACCGCACUGUGGCCCAAGGCACCAAGAAAGAAGGCUGUACCAUCCUCUUCAUGAUCCUCUACUUCUUCGGCAUGGCAAGCUCCAUCUGGUGGGUCAUCCUGUCCCUCACCUGGUUCCUGGCUGCUGGCAUGAAGUGGGGCCAUGAGGCCAUCGAGGCCAACUCCCAGUAUUUCCACCUGGCUGCCUGGGCUGUGCCUGCUGUCAAAACUAUCACCAUCUUGGCCAUGGGGCAGGUGGAUGGGGACGUACUCAGUGGGGUGUGUUACGUAGGUAUCUACAGUGUGGACUCCUUGCGGGGCUUUGUGCUGGCGCCCUUGUUUGUGUACCUCUUCAUUGGCACUUCCUUCUUGCUCGCUGGCUUCGUGUCCUUGUUUCGCAUCCGCACCAUCAUGAAGCAUGACGGCACCAAGACAGAGAAACUGGAGAAGCUGAUGGUGCGCAUUGGUGUCUUCAGUGUCCUCUACACGGUGCCUGCCACCAUUGUCCUGGCAUGUUACUUCUAUGAGCAGGCCUUUCGUGGCACCUGGGAGAAGACGUGGCUCCUCCAGACCUGCAAAACCUAUGCUGUGCCCUGUCCCAGCCACUUUGCCCCUAUGAGCCCAGACUUCACUGUCUUCAUGAUCAAGUACCUCAUGACCAUGAUUGUUGGGAUCACAACUGGCUUUUGGAUCUGGUCUGGCAAAACCCUUCAGUCCUGGCGACGCUUCUACCACAGACUCAGCACUGGCAGCAAAGGCGAGACAGCAGUAUGAGGCCCCCGUCCCCUCUGGCACACACACACGCAUGCAUGCAGACACGCAGAGGAGAGGGGUACUUGGUAGAAGAGGAUGGCAAUGGCUCCCUGAAGAGGGAGGAAGGGAGGCUUUUCCAAACUUUUUUCUUCCUCCCAGAGGGUUUGAGGAGGGGGAAAAAAAAUAAAAUCGUGGUGUAAAGGAUCAGACAGACUGUGUCCACUGGUGCUUAUGCCCAGCUAAGUGGAAGAGCACAGAAAGAGGCCACUGGUGGGAUGGGAGAGUCCUUUCCCUGCAAGAAGUCCCCUUACUUCUCUCUCCUGCUACCUCUGUGCAGGAAAAAACCCCAACCCAGCUAAAACUAUCCUGCCUUGCUUUGGA
This is a messenger RNA of Cariama cristata (Red-legged seriema), 1593 nucleotides long. It is a transcript of the gene FZD7, whose product is annotated as frizzled class receptor 7. The annotation marks the transcript as partial. Gene Ontology annotation, cellular component: plasma membrane. The transcript has a single exon. NCBI's taxonomy places the organism in Eukaryota, Metazoa, Chordata, Aves, Cariamiformes, Cariamidae. The record is from RefSeq and is a predicted model, not a curated record. Gene Ontology annotation, molecular function: Wnt-protein binding; Wnt receptor activity. Gene Ontology annotation, biological process: canonical Wnt signaling pathway; non-canonical Wnt signaling pathway.